UGCUUAUUUUCCACGGCUUGUGCUAUAAUCGCCCGGAAUAAUAGCACAGGCCGUGGACACCGAACAAAUAGCUAGAUUAGUUACGUUCCCGGACCGAUUACGUAAGUUGUAAGAUAAAAAGAGAUGAAUUGCAUAAUUACAUUGCAACGGAGUAAAACAUUGUUAUGGAAGAGUUAAAUGAGGUCCACGUCCGUAGCUAGAAAGAUCGAAGGACUCGUUAGAUGUCGAAUGCUUACUAUUUAAAGUUUGUAACUUUCAAAUUUCGCGCCAUAAACUCUGUCCAAAGUAGAUUACCCACAAUCCACCUCUUGUUGGAAGGAAGCUGCAAAGGGAGGACGUGUUUAAAACUUUUUAACUUUUGCUUCAAUUCUCGCAUUAAAUAAUCGUUGUCAUGGGUAUCAACCUCGGAGAUGCGUUCCCAAACUUCAAAGCGCAGACAACUGCCGGUGAAAUGCAGUUCUACGAUUUUGUCGGAGACUCGUGGGCUAUCUUGUUCUCUCACCCUGCUGACUACACCCCUGUGUGUACCACAGAGUUAGGACGUGUUGUUCAGCUCGUGCCAGAGUUUAAGAAACGUGGAGUGAAACUUGCUGCUCUCUCAUGUGACGAUGUAGAGAGCCACAAGGGAUGGGCAGAGGACAUAAAAUCCUAUGUGAAAAAUGAAGAAGGUUUCCCAUACCCAAUCAUUGCAGACCCCAGCCGUGAGCUGGCUGUCCAGCUUGGUAUGGUAGAUCCAGAUGAGAAAGAUGCAGCUGGUCUUCCACUCACUUGCAGAGCAGUAUUCAUCAUUGGACCAGAUAAGAAACUCAAACUGUCCAUGCUUUACCCAGCCACCACUGGAAGAAAUUUCAAUGAAAUUCUCCGUGUGCUAGACUCCCUUCAGUUGACAGCUACCAAGAAGGUUGCUACUCCCGUAGACUGGAAGCAAGGAGAUGAAGCAAUGGUUGUCCCAUCUGUAAAGCCUGAAGAUUGUGCCACACUCUUUCCUAAAGGUGUACGUGUUCAGGCUGUUCCUUCGGGCAAACAAUACCUUCGAUUUACAACGGAUUAUUAAACCCAGUGUAUGAAUCGAAGUCCAAACCCUGUGCAAGCUAUAUAUAAUACAUUACUAACAAUAGCAUAUAUACACAUUCAUCUGGACAUUAUCAUUAUGUAGGACUAUGAUAAGGCAUACAUUGUCAUAGUUGAUAGAAGAUUAUUCUAUGAUUUCAAAGUAUACAGCUUAAUCCUGUAGUGCACUCAUACACCCUCGAAAUAGAUACAUUUCAAUUACAUUAGGAACAUUCAGCAUUCAUUGUGUUAUUCCUACAUUUGUUAUUUGUAGAUGUGUAUUUGUCGAAUUUUAUUGAUGUAUGAAGAGGUUAGGAAUAUAAUAUGCAAUAGAUGAGAAACAGUGCAGAUAUUUGAAAGAUCUUUACAUUGUGCUAUUUUUACACAUUCCUUUCAAAUACAUUGCUAAAAGUAUUCUGCUACUGCUAGUGUAGUUAUUGGUU
Owenia fusiformis is the source of this 1493-nucleotide messenger RNA. Lineage: Eukaryota; Metazoa; Annelida; Polychaeta; Sabellida; Oweniidae. The record is from the annotation of a GenBank genome assembly.